This is a messenger RNA of Podarcis raffonei (Aeolian wall lizard), 940 nucleotides long. RefSeq names its product coiled-coil-helix-coiled-coil-helix domain containing 5 (gene CHCHD5). The record is from RefSeq and is a predicted model, not a curated record. Lineage: Eukaryota; Metazoa; Chordata; Lepidosauria; Squamata; Lacertidae. The transcript has 4 exons. Bases 225 to 590 code for a protein of 121 amino acids.
GACCCCGCGCCGCCACCGGCCAGCUCCGCGCGCGCCGCUUCCGCUUCCGGGGCAGCCGGCCCCGCCGCGAGCCCGGCAGGCGCGCAGCCCCCGCGCAUGCGCAGCCCCCUCCCGCGGCGGUGGCGGGGCAGCGAUACAACGUGGCCUUAGCGCGUCUUACGCGCCGGCGCCGCCAUGGCCUCCAGUGUCAUGGCUGCCCGAGAGAGCCUGGCACGCAUGCGCAGAUGGGGACACUCCCUCGGGAGGGAGCAUGCGCGCCAGAGGACGGGAUCCGGCCUCGGCGCUGCAGGAGCGACAUGCAGGCGGCCCUGGAGGUGACCGCCCGGCAUUGCCGAAAAGAAGCAGAGCAGUAUGGCCAGUGUGUGGCUGCCAACCCUUCCUCCUGGCAGCAGGACUGUCACCAGCUCAAGCUUGAAAUGGCCAAGUGCACGUCAUCCCACCCAAUUGUACAGAAAAUCCGCCACGAUUGCGCUGAACCAUUUGCUGCAUUCGAACAGUGUCUUAAACUGAACCAGACGUCUGUAGUCAACUGCACUGAACAUGUCCAGAAAUUCCUGCUCUGUGCUGACCAGGUGAAACUGGCCACAUAAGUACCAAAAAAGGUGAUCUCCUCUGUGUUAACUCUGGUGUGUCGACUGGAUUAAAGGUUCCUGGUUCCAGGAAUGGCAACAACGUCAUCCUCAAGAUCUACUAGGUCACAAGCAUUGCUUCCCGGUCCUGGAAGCCCAUUUCUGCAGCCAUGCCUGCCAAUGCCAUCUCAGUGUGGCAGAUUGAAGUGCAGCUUCUGAUCAAUAAACCAUGGGAACCACAUAGGCAUGACCAUGGUAGUCUCAGCUCCAUCUGCAAAGCCAGCCCUGCCUCUUGGAGCCCAGUGUGUGUGCUUUCCUGAGCCUGGAGCUCAUCCAGGCACAGUGCAAUAAACUGCAGUCAAAGACCAGAA